CUCGUUUUAAGAUGGAUGCAAAUACAAAAUUCCCAUACUUAAGAAAAACCAAAAGUUUGUGAAACAAAUCAAUUUGAGCCGCAGGAAAUCAGUAAUUUUUUUUUUUUUGAUAUUGAAGUGUAUAGACUGGAAUGUAAUGACUUGUUUCUAUCUCGAUUAAAGCUUAAUUGAGGAAUAGGUAUGACGUAUGUCGACAGCAACUAAAACAUAUUUGAAGCAUCCUGUGCUUGUGAAUCCUACCAAGUGGAUAAGAUCUCCCAAAAUACAUGAAUCAAAUUUGUAUCUUACAGGAUUUUAUAAUUCUAAAUCACUUGAGAAUAAUCCAUUUGCCAAAGCAUUGAUUGAUACCAAAGCCGAUGGAUUAGGAACGAGAUUCCCGGUUGGUUCUAUGAUUCAUUUGACGGCAGAUACGCCGCCUGAUAAGAGAGAAUCGUCUAAUUAUUGGAUAAUGCCAAUCAUCAACCAUUCGAUUAGUCUUGAUAAAUAUUUCUUCACAUCGCAUUAUAUGAUAAAUAAUGAAGUUUAUGUCAAUGAAAUGAUACGACAAGGUAAAAAGGUUAGUACUAGAUUCCUUCCUAGAAAGAUUAUCCAUAGAAAUGGGAAGUUACGUGGUGAAAUUAUAUUUAUGCCUGGAUUUUCUGAUGUGGUUAAACAAAGAUAUGAACAAGAUAUUAUAAGGUUACUCUCAAUUCAAACAGCGCUGGCGCAGUCUAAGAAACAGAAUGCUGGUUUAACGUUAACUAAACAAGGUCCAUCAGUUAAGGUUGUGGGUUCUGAUGUUAUAAUAAAUAUAAAGAAACUAUCACCAUAUUUUGAUUUUGAAGAGGAAGAGUUAUUCAUUCCUUAUGAACAAAAUAAUGAAUUAUGUGAAUUGAUAAUUUAUUACUUGAAUUAUAAACUCGAUCUGAUAUAGCAUGUAUAUAGUCCAAACUACAGAAGACAUUUUUAUCACCUCAAAUGUGUA
Molecule: messenger RNA, 964 nt
Organism: Scheffersomyces coipomensis
Lineage: Eukaryota; Fungi; Ascomycota; Pichiomycetes; Serinales; Debaryomycetaceae
Exons: 1
Coding region: 188-913 (241 amino acids)
Source: RefSeq, a predicted model, not a curated record